Molecule: messenger RNA, 576 nt
Organism: Helobdella robusta
Lineage: Eukaryota; Metazoa; Annelida; Clitellata; Rhynchobdellida; Glossiphoniidae
Exons: 2
Coding region: 1-576 (191 amino acids)
Source: RefSeq, a predicted model, not a curated record
AUGCCAUUAAAGUCGCCUGAAAUUUCAACGAUUUUGACGCCAACAGUGUUAAUAAAAUGUGUGUUCUUGUCAAUAGGGCCGAACGUUUCGAUGCAGACAGGGAUAAAAAUUUUUGUAUCAUUCUUCAAUUCCUUAUAUUUGUUAUUUUUAAAAUCAGCUGCUUUUAUGGCAGCCGACCCUGAUUCUAUAGAUCAGUAUGACGAGCCUGCCUGCCUGAGCCGAGCUUACAUGAAAGUUCGUUUUAACCCAGCGGACAAACAUUUGUCCCACACAGGCAUGUAUAUUUGGAAAGCAAUUGGCAAACCAUGCCUCAACCCCAAACUCAAUCUGAUUGACGCAGCGUCUAGCUUUAUACCACAGGCAGUAAUUGGUAUUGCUCUCAGCCAUGCUAAGUUUAUUUCGCUCUUUACCGCCAUCAACCUGGCUUUAUUCUGUGGAGAAUUGCUGGAAUUCUCUAACGAGGAAACUAUUUCAACAAGAUGUGGUCCAUUCCAUUUUUUCUGGGAGCACACAUCAAUGCUAACUGUAUCACCGUACAUGGAGUGCCAAUUUGCUUAUGUUUCCAGUCUCAACUGA